CUUGGUUUUUGAUACCAGAGGAAACUUGGUCUGACACCGUUUGGGAGCAUUGGGCCAGUCUUGGUCUUGUUCAGACAGGCGGCUUUCGGGUACCCCAAAACCCCGGCCUCUAGGUACCUGGGGGUUUGUGCAGGGGAUGCCCGUCACCUGUCAGCCACGACCGAUCUCCAGCAUCUGGAUUAUGGAGAGCUCGCGCCACAGUGUUCGAUGCUCGCCAACCGCGACCCACCUCUCCAUUCUUGUGUGAGCAUACGCCUGAUCCAAGGACAACAACACACCGUCUCCUCGACAAGGAAAGCUCUAUAUUCUGUGCGUCAUGGCACAAUUCGCCUCUGAUCCUCUAGUUCCUUCGCAAAUACCCAAACCAUCAGACCCUCUUGUCGACUUGGAUCGUCUCCUCGGCCGUCUCCAGCAAACCAUCCUUCGAGCUGAUGCCGAGCGGGAAAGGAGACUCAGGACUAGCGAACUCGAGCGCGAGAAAGCCACUGUUAACAUAGACUACGCGCGACUGCUGCUCACGAGAUUGCAGCAAGAUGCGCUGGGCAUCAAAGUACAUGCGAGGAGACAGGAGAUCCAGGCCGACCUCAAUCGGAAGCGCGAUCUUUUGGAGCAGGUGACGGAGAGGGUAAGGGACUUGGAAGAGCUGAGCGCACACGCCAUUGACGACGAUGACGAUUCGAGCUCCGAGCAAGACGACAUCUUGAGCGAGAUAAUCGCGACACCCAGCCAGAGUCUAGAAUCUAGAUCGGAACACAUACGUGAACAAGAACCUGGAAAGUCCGGCCUAGAACACAGCAUAUCACAGGCUGCACCAUCGACGGAGCCACGGCAGGAUGGGGGCAACGGACGGGUCGUAGAGACACUGGAAGAAGUGAUAUCAGAGAAACCAAACACCCUGACGUCAAACACUAUCCGUCCGAGGGGCCAGCAGCCUUCAGAUCCGGAAAAGGCCAACAAAGAUUUGGAUACAGCACAAACGACGGGCGCCAUAACGCAAAAAUCACUCCUCCUAGGGGACCGCUCUACCGAAGUGUCUGAUGUCUCAACGAAGGAAGCUAUCCUGGACCGCGAGCGAAGAGAACAGGAAGAGCUCACAGAGGCAAUGAGCAAGAUAACCAAGGAGUUGAAAAUGUCGUCCCUUAGGUUCAGUGAGGCGCUCGAGGAGGACAAGGAGAUGACGGAGCAGGCUGCGAAAGGUCUCAGCAGGAACGAGCUCGGCCUUGAGGCGGCUGCGAGGAGGAUGGGGGCUCUGACCCGAAUGACGGAAGGGAAGGGCUGGUGGGGACGGAUUAUACUGUAUGCUUGGAUCUACGGGCUGAUGGUGGUGCUGGUGCUGGUCGUUUUUGUGCUGCCAAAACUACGGUUUUGACACCCGCGCACUGCUUUUUACUGUGUUUCUUUUUCUUCUAACACUACAUUAAGGCAGAGCAAGCGGCAUUCACGGUGCUGCAAGAUAGUCCAUAGGCCCAAGUACCUAUCUCCGGCCUGGGACCUGUUGAAUGGAGCAAGGCAUUGACCGUGUCAAAA
Messenger RNA from Diaporthe batatas, 1527 nucleotides. RefSeq lists its product as uncharacterized. Lineage: Eukaryota; Fungi; Ascomycota; Sordariomycetes; Diaporthales; Diaporthaceae. Gene Ontology annotation, biological process: retrograde vesicle-mediated transport, Golgi to endoplasmic reticulum. The record is from RefSeq and is a predicted model, not a curated record. Gene Ontology annotation, cellular component: endoplasmic reticulum; SNARE complex. The transcript has 2 exons. The coding region runs from base 317 to 1369 and encodes 350 amino acids. Gene Ontology annotation, molecular function: SNAP receptor activity.